This is a messenger RNA of Belonocnema kinseyi, 772 nucleotides long. Its product is annotated as histone-lysine N-methyltransferase PRDM9-like. NCBI's taxonomy places the organism in Eukaryota, Metazoa, Arthropoda, Insecta, Hymenoptera, Cynipidae. The record is from RefSeq and is a predicted model, not a curated record. The transcript is spliced from 2 exons. Bases 137 to 658 code for a protein of 173 amino acids. Gene Ontology annotation, cellular component: nucleus.
AACAGACAGUGAUUGUGAAAAACAGCAUAUAAUACCAGGGCAGCUUUGGAAACGUCAGAGAUAUUAUCAAAAUCAACUGCCUGAAAAUAAUGAAAAGAACUUUACUUGCAAAGUUAAAUAUAACAGUGAGGAAAGAAUGGAAAUUAAGGAAGAAUUCACCGAAAUUGAAUAUAUUGACAAUGAUACUUUUAAAGUCAAGGAAGAAAUUAGCGAAGACGAAGAGACUACGAGUCAAAAACUGAAUAAAAAAUAUGACUCGAAUUUCUGUACCGUAGAUAUAAAAGAAAGUGAUAUUUUUUCUGUUGACAAUAAAUCUCCGACCCAUAAGAAGGAGAAAAUUCAUAUAUCACAGCAAGACCCGAAAAAAAAAUACAAAUGCGAAAAUUGUGCUAGAGGCUAUAGCCAGAAAAGAAACUUGUAUCGUCAUCAAAAACUUCAAUGCAAUGCCAUUCGACAGUUUCGCUGCAACUUCUUCGACAAACGAUUUAAAUGCAACAAAUGUGUUCGAAGUUACACUCGGUUAGAUUCUUUGUAUCGUCAUAUACGUUUGAACCACGCAGAAGUCAAGCGACAAUUUAUUUGCAAUUUCUGCGGAUAUAAAACGAAUGUGAAAAAUAAUUUGUAUAUACACAUUACUUCGCUCCAUAUGAAAGAAUAAUAAAAUUCACGGAACAUUAAACUUAAGGAAAUUCAUAAUAUUGGACGAAAAAACUAUUCUUUGUAUAAUACUCAAUUUUAUUUUUUAAGGUUCCGAAAAAUUAAAUGUACUCUC